CAGCUGCUCGAGCUCACUCGCGUGAAAGCACGUCGUAAACAAAGAAAGAGAGCAGCAGUCAGCAGAGACGCUUGUUUUGGUAGCUGUAUAUGUCUAUUUAUGCACGCAACUUAGCCAGCAGCUAGCAGCAUUGCCAUCUUGCACUCGGUCGCGCUGGUAUCACUGCAACAGAGUAUAAGAGCAUAUUAUAUGCUCCGAGCUCCCGUCGUCGCCUGGUUCUACAUGCAGAGAAGUAUCUCGACGAUAUUGUAUCGAGGCGAUCAUUGUCCCUUGCUGCUCUGACGUUCGCGAAGCCUCGCUUUUUCGAUUCUUCGGAGAGACGAGGAGAGCCAUCAGCAGCAGGGAAUAAGAUGGGCGUCGUGUUCGUCGAGCACAUGGGUGGCGUUCGCCUGUUCUCCUGCCAGCGCUGCGACACCAAUCUCACCAACAGGGACCAGCUGAUCAGCACUCGUUUCACUGGUGGUACGGGGCGCGCGUAUCUUUUCCACAAAGUCGUCAACGUCAAGUACAGUGCUUUGCAGGACAGAGUGAUGCUGACGGGUCGUCACAUCGUACGAGAUGUAAGCUGCAAAAACUGCAAUACCAAACUGGGAUGGAUGUACGAGUAUGCCCAUGAGAGAACCCAAGAGUACAAAGAGGGUAAAGUUAUUUUGGAGAAAGCGCUUAUUUUAGAGACCGUGGGCAUAGCAGAAACACAAGAACAACCUCGAUAACUUAAUGGAAUUCCAAUGUGAUAAACAGAUUUAUUAUUAUGAUUUUAUUAUUGCUCUGUUAUCAUUGUAGUAACUUAGACAAUUUUAUGAAACUACGUCAACAAAUUAGAAAAUACAUUAUUAAAAUACACGAUAAUAAUCAUUAGGCUAUAAUGUAAGAGGUAAACGCGUUACUAAAAAUAUGAGACUGCUGUUAUGUGCUUUGGACAAAAUUUCAUCAAAGUGAGAUAAUCAAAACACAAAUAAUAAGAUAUAGGCAUAGAAUAUUCUUUCAUCUUAAACUAAAACAAAGUACCUUAGAUAAAUAAUUCGUUGCUUUUUUUCUUAAUCAAAAAGUGUUCAAGAAUAUAUAACAAAAAGCAUUAAACAUCAAAUUCCCUACUUUGUCAAAGCUGACUAUUGCAUAGAUUUUAAGUUGAGCUUUUGUUUUUUUUCUCUAAGGUAUUUGAAGUACAUUUAAUUUUUUUAAUAUUUUUGAAUUGCUAAAAGUUUAUUUUACUUUUGUAUUAGCUUUAUAAGCACUUUUUAUUAACUGUGGAAUAUAUACAUAAAAAAUGCUUAUUAUUGAUCUAUUAGGGACUAAGACAAGUGGUUUUCUGAAAAAAAAAGAUAUACUUAAUGUAAAAUAUUCUAUAGAUUAAUCUGCCAUUUAUAUUUACACAAAUAGGGAAUAAAUGUGUACCAGGAUAUACAAUCAUAGUAUUGUAAUUUAUAAGCAUUCCUGAUUAAAAGUCACAUUAAAUAAAUGAAAUAGGCCAUUGAAUCUAAAAAAAGUCACCAUAUGAAGUUCAAAUAGUUUGUUUAUAAUUAAAUGUAUAUAAGUUUCAAUUUGUAGUGCACUUAACUUGAAAUAAGUCUAUUAUACAUCUUUGUUUCAAAGUGUACUACUAAAGAAUUUUAGUUUUUAAACAAUAAUGUGUUCAAUAUUAUCUUUACAAAAUAUAGUCGUCUAUAACA
Messenger RNA from Nasonia vitripennis (jewel wasp), 1670 nucleotides. RefSeq names its product protein yippee-like 5. The coding region runs from base 351 to 713 and encodes 120 amino acids. The transcript has 2 exons. NCBI's taxonomy places the organism in Eukaryota, Metazoa, Arthropoda, Insecta, Hymenoptera, Pteromalidae. The record is from RefSeq and is a predicted model, not a curated record.